GUAUAAAGGACAUGGCAAUUCCUUCUCCUGGGCAAAUUUGCAAGCAACAUACAUCUUCGCCUGUUAUAUCUAUUCUUGAGGAUGCUAUCACGACCACGAUUUGACGUACCUGAGGGCAAAGCUGCCAAAGUCAGUAUCAUUGACUCCAGCUUGAGAUUGUCGGGUAUGCCACUCACUCAUCUUAUGAAACCUGCCAUGAAAGGCCUUGAUGCGAUGCCAACCUUGACAACGUGGUCAUUUCUUGUUGAAAGUGCUUCGGGGAAGAAAGCAGUCUUUGAUCUGGGUGUCCCGAAGGAGCCGUUGAAGAAUUUCUCGCCCAAGUACGCCAAUACGAUAAGAAGAAACUCGCAUUGGGAUGUGGAUGUGCCGAAGAAUGUUGCAGAUAUCCUUGCUGAGAAUAAAGUGCAGCCUUCGGAAAUCGAUAGUGUGAUCUGGAGUCAUCACCAUUUUGAUCAUAUUGGAGAUAUUACAACCUUUCCCCGGUCAACGGAACUCAUCGUUGGACCAGGAUUCAAGGAAGCCUUUCUACCUGGGUAUCCCGCUGACCCAGACUCUCCCGUGCAUGAAGCAGACUUUGAGGGCAGAGAGUUGAAAGAGAUCAACUUUGAAGACAAGCCCCUUCAGAUUGGCCCAUUUCGAGCUUUUGACUUCUUCGACAACGGGUCAUUCUAUCUUCUUGAUGCGCCAGGCCAUGAUAUUGGACAUUUAGCAGGUCUUGCUCGUACAACUACCAGCCCAGACACAUUCAUCUUCAUGGGUGGGGAUCUCUGCCACCAUGGAGGCGAAUUACGUCCUUCAAAGUAUCUAACAUACCCAUCAAAUCUCUCCCAGCAUCUAUCUCUAUCCGAUUCUCUCCGCUUUCACCAUUCACAAUGCCCUGGAAGGGCAUUUGACGACAUGAAUGUCAAGCGUGGACGAGCCCUGGGAGAAACUUUUUUUGACCCAGCAAUUGGCUUCGACAAGGAACUGGCGACAAAGACGAUCAAAGAGGCUCAGAAGGCAGAUGCACAGGACAAUGUCUUCUUCGUGUUUGCACAUGAUACGUCCAUGUUCGGUGUUAUCGAUACGUUCCCGAAGCAAGCGAAUAAUUGGAAGGAAAAGGGCUGGAAAGAGAAGACACACUGGAAAUUUUUAAACGAUUUUGAAGCUGCGAUGACAUCGUAGAAUGCCUGAUGCGCCGAUUAUUGUAUCUUUGGACCUUGAUGAGCAUCAAGCCGCUUCGAACGCUCCAGUACAGAAUCACUGAUGGCAUUCAAUACUACACCACUCCAACCAAAUGCGUGCUCUAUAUAUUUCUCAGACAAGAGACACGAACGUCAUCGCUCGCCGUCGAAUUUUCACACCGUCCCAGUGUAUGGAGCCUCGGAGUGAGGCCAUCGUCAUAAAAAACUCCGGCCGCGUGGCCUAAUGGCUAAGGCGCUAGAUUUCGGUUCUCAUCACCCGUAAUCUCUAGAGAUUCCAGGUUCGAAUCCUGGCGUGGUCG
This is a messenger RNA of Fusarium redolens, 1483 nucleotides long. RefSeq names its product beta-lactamase-like protein. The record is from RefSeq and is a predicted model, not a curated record. Lineage: Eukaryota; Fungi; Ascomycota; Sordariomycetes; Hypocreales; Nectriaceae. The transcript has 3 exons. Bases 82 to 1164 code for a protein of 360 amino acids.